GGGUUGUUCGGUGGAAAGGUGUUGAAGGUUCACUCGUAUGUCAGGAAAGAAGGACCGGCGGUUUAAAGGAAAUAAUAUAGGAAUUGAUCAGUAGAAGGACAUGUCGGAGCGAGUAGCUUCAUGUGGGAACCUGUGUGACACGAACACCCUUCUGCUUCGGUACUGCAACGAUGAUAAUGUAUCAGCCGGGAGUGGGAUGGAGAUGGAUGACCGUCUCUUUCACUUGGAGCAGAGGGUGCAGCUGCAGGAGGAUGAGAUUCAGCUGCUGAAGGCGGCAUUAGCGGAUGCUUUGAGAAGGCUGGGCAGCUGUGAGGAGAUCACACAGGCCAGCAGCAAGAAAAGUGGACCUACUAAAGUUCGGCAGAUACUGCAAGCUCUGCCAUCCAAGCCUCUGACAAAUGGCUAUGUGCAAACAAAACGCUUGAGUGGCUAUCCUUCCUCUCCCUCCUCUCCGAAAAAGGAGGUGUUGCUGUCUAUCAAAAGGAAGAGCAUGUCCACAGAACGACUGUCCACGGUGAAGAAGGAGAUGGCAGACUCCCGCAGCAGAACCACCUCAUCCGGCAGCUCAACAUGUGGAAAGAGAGACAGCAAAACCAAAGAGUGCACCUUCAAUGCUGAUGAGGGUUACGUGAGGAUGUUCCUCCGUGGACGUCCAAUCACCAUGCAUAUGCCAGACCAGCUGAGGGAAAGUUACAGCCUCGACCACAAAGUGGCACUGCCUGAGCGCAAGCUAAAACUUCAGUGGGUUUAUGGAUAUAGGGGAAAGGACUGCCGUUCCAACCUGUACCUGCUGCCGACGGGAGAGAUUGUGUACUUCAAUGCUUCCAUAGUGGUGCUGUACAAUGUAGAAGAGCAGCAGCAAAGACACUAUCUGGGCCAUAAUGAUGAUGUCAAGUGUUUGGCCAUCCAUCCAGACAUGGUCACCAUAGCAACAGGACAAGUUGCCGGAACAUCCAAAGAUGGCAAAGCUUUGCAGCCUCAUGUCCGUGUGUGGGACUCCGUCAGUUUGAACACUCUUCAUGUGAUCGGAGCGGGUGUGUUUGACAGAGCUGUCACCUGUGUUGCCUUCUCAAAGUCGAAUGGUGGUGCUCAUUUGUGUGCGGUUGACGAUGCAAAUGACCAUAUUUUGUCUGUUUGGGACUGGCAGAAAGAAAAGCAGUUGGCAGAGGUUAAGUGUUCCAAUGACUCAGUUUUGGGUGCUGUCUUCCACCCCAUGGAGGCCAACCUAAUUGUCACCUGCGGGAAGUCUCACAUCAACUUUUGGACAAUGGAAGGGAGUACUCUUACAAAACGCCAAGGAGUGUUUGAGAAACAUGAAAAACCCAAGUAUGUACUCUGCGUGGCUUUUGCUGGGAAUGGAGAUGCAAUCACCGGAGAUUCUAGUGGAAACAUCUACAUCUGGGCAAAAGGUGGAAACCGGAUCACCCAGGUGGUUGCUGGAGCCCAUGAGGGUGGGAUCUUCUCUCUUUGUGUGCUGAAAGAUGGAACACUGGUGUCCGGUGGAGGAAAAGACCGCAGGGUGCUCCUUUGGGACCACGAUUACCAGAAAAAGAGUGAGCUUGAGGUUCCCGAGGCCUUUGGACCUGUCCGGACUCUAGCUGAAGGAAAACCGGACGAGCUGUUUGUGGGAACAACCCGAAACGCUGUGCUACGGGGCUCUUUCUCUGGUUCCCUCACUCCCAUUGUUCAGGGUCACACUGAUGAGUUGUGGGGCUUGGAUGUGCAUCCCAGUACUGAGCAGUUUGUGACAUGUGGUCAAGACAAGCAGGUCUAUCUCUGGGACACCUCUUCCUAUCUGCCUUUGUGGAGCAAGGCCAUUGAGGACCCUGGGCGUUCUGUUGGAUUUCAUCCCAGUGGCACUGUGCUUGCUGUGGGCACCAUGACAGGAAGGUGGCUGGUGCUGGACACUGACACCCGUGAUCUUGUCUCUAUGCAUACAGAUGGCAAUGAAAUCAUCUCCGUUGUUAAAUAUUCUCCAGAUGGAGCGUACCUGGCUGUGGCUUCCCACGACAAUUUUGUGUACAUCUACUCCGUUACUGAGAACGGCAGGAAAUACAGCCGUGUUGGCAAAUGCACUGGACACUCCAGUUUUGUCACUCAUCUCGACUGGUCCACCGACAGCCAGAUUAUUGUAACCAACUCAGGCGACUAUGAGAUCUUGUUCUGGGAGGCAUCCAGUGGGAAGCAUGUUACUAGUGUAGAUGCAGUGCGGAAUCUAGAAUGGGCCACUUCCACAUGUGUGCUAGGAUUCAAUGUGUUUGGAAUCUGGCCAGAGGGUGCUGAUGGCACAGACAUUAAUGCUCUAUGCAGGUCAAAUGACAAAAACCUCCUUGCCUCAGCUGAUGAUUUUGGCAAAGUGCACUUGUUCUCUAACCCCUGUUCCCAGCCAAGGGCCCCCAGCCAUAUCUAUGGUGGGCAUAGCAGCCAUGUGACCAAUGUUGCCUUUCUCCAUGACGACAGUCAUCUUAUCUCUACUGGUGGAAAGGACACCAGCAUUCUUCAAUGGGUGCUCGCUUAGUCACAUCUGAGCUGUCCUGCUGCAACCUCACUGUAGACUCCUGCCCACUAGAGGGCAGCACUGCUGUGCCUAAAUCCCUUCUCUGCUGUCCUGUCUGCUUGUAUGUAUCACUGUAUGUUAUUAGGUUAUUCAUUAUGUAAGUUUUGUCUCUUGUCCAGAUGUAUUUACCCUGAUUGUUUGAGGGCUAGAGACUGAGCUUAAAUCAGUGCUAACUGGCAAACUCUAGUACAUGGGUGUCAAACACAAUUCUUGAAAGGCCAGAAAGAGUUUUGUUCUUACCCUAUUCUAACACGCAUACCAUGAAGUUUUCAAAUAAGCCUAUAUAGUUGGAUCAGGUGUGUUUGGUUAGGGUUGAAUCUAAACUCUGCAGGGCUCUGGCCCUCCUGAAUCACCACCAGAAGGAGCUCUGGUGCAGGAGAAGAAGCAUGAUGUCGACUGUUGACAAUAUUUAAACCUAUUUAAAGAGCUUUUUAGCUGCCAUUUGUGUUGCAGAUGCCUAUAGAAAUAUAUAUAUUGCUGUCACUUAGUGGAGGUUGUAUUUUAAUAUUGGAAGUGCAUAAUAGUACAAGUUGUGGCACUUGGCUUUUGAUAUAUAUCUAAGGGUGAACUUAACGCUCUGCUUUGCCUUUUAUUUCUUAAUAAAGUUUCUCAUAUAGCAAUGCA
Molecule: messenger RNA, 3181 nt
Organism: Carassius auratus (goldfish)
Lineage: Eukaryota; Metazoa; Chordata; Actinopteri; Cypriniformes; Cyprinidae
Product: echinoderm microtubule-associated protein-like 2
Exons: 22
Coding region: 101-2518 (805 amino acids)
Biological process (GO): microtubule cytoskeleton organization
Cellular component (GO): mitotic spindle
Molecular function (GO): microtubule binding
Source: RefSeq, a predicted model, not a curated record